CCGUUUGUUCAUUUUCAUCGCAAACAGUACGAUUUCGCGCAAGUUCAAAUCACUCGUGAAUAGAUUGCACAUAGAGUUAAAAUCAUGGCAACGGUGAAAUUCAAGGAUGUCUCGCCGUACGCGAAACAAAAACCCUCACCGGCCGUGCAAGACUAUGUCUAUCAGGAUUACUUGAAAAAUCUCGCGACAAAAAGAGACUCACUCCAGCCAGUAGUGAAACUCGCCCUGUUUGGCGCAGGACGUGCUGGAACGAUUCAUUUGUCAAAUAUUAUGACCAAUCCUAACGUAAAAUUGUUGUAUAUCGUUGACGAUCUCGAAUCGAAAUGGAGCAACCUGAGGGACUACUGGCAUCUAGAUAAUGUUACUUUCUUGAACAGUAAACAAUGGGACAAGGUAUUCAACGAUCCCAACGUAGAUGCUGUUAUCGUCGCAUCGCCCACAUUUACUCACGAAACGAUUGUAAGGAAAGCUCUGGAAGCGAAGAAAUCGGUCUUCUGUGAGAAACCAGUGGCUGAAGAUCGCUCGAAUGUUCUAAAAUGUUACGAGACUGCAAAGAAGGUCGGCAAACCGUUGUUCUGCGCCUUCAACAGGCGUUUCGAUCCUAGCUUUUCAUUGACCAAGGAAAGGGUCAGAAACGGCGAAAUUGGUCACGUUCACGUGAUUAAGACUAUCUCUAGGGACUCUCCUCUUCCUAGCGUAGAAUACUUGAAAACAUCUGGUGGAAUAUUCCAUGAUUGUAUGGUUCAUGACUUCGACAUGAUAAUUGCAAUUCUUGGAGAACUUCCAAUCAAGGUUGCCGCCCAAGCCCACGCACACGUUCCAGAAAUCAAAGCCAUGGGUGACUACGAUACAGUAGUAGUAACUCUUUACUUUCCUUCUGGUACCUUGGGGAUGGUCGAUGUGUCACGAACCAGUUGUUAUGGGUACGAUCAGCGUCUCGAGGUGUACGGUCAGAAGGGCAUGAUAACUGUGGACAACGAACGUCCUAAUCCUAGCCUUACCACCCAGUACGGUCUUCAAGGAGCUACUCAGAACCCUAUCUGGUAUUCGUUUCCUAGCAGAUACAUGCAUGGUUAUCGCAACGAGCUAAAUCACUUUAUCGACGUUGUUAAUGGAAAGGCUCAGAUGAACGUUCUGCCUAAAGAAACCCUGGCGGUUAGCAAGGUUGCUAGCGCGUGCGCCGAGUCUGCUCGCACCGGCAAAAUGGUCGAAAUUAAGUGGUCGGACGAGGAACUCUUAUAAAUAAUGUGAUUCAAUUACCAAUUUCUACACACAGCAAUUCUUCUUGCUUAAUUGUUAUCUCCUUAAAAGUAACGGUGUCAUCCUCGACAUUAUUAUCGUUUGUUCAGCAUUCAAGUAAGAGCGAUAAGGUGCACCUAAGGAUCGAAUUUCAUCUACCAAAUGAAAAUUAAAAUUGUUAUGUUUGUUGCUA
Hylaeus anthracinus is the source of this 1432-nucleotide messenger RNA. RefSeq lists its product as uncharacterized. Gene Ontology annotation, molecular function: nucleotide binding; oxidoreductase activity. The transcript is spliced from 4 exons. NCBI's taxonomy places the organism in Eukaryota, Metazoa, Arthropoda, Insecta, Hymenoptera, Colletidae. The coding region runs from base 85 to 1242 and encodes 385 amino acids. Gene Ontology annotation, biological process: NADPH regeneration. Gene Ontology annotation, cellular component: cytoplasm. The record is from RefSeq and is a predicted model, not a curated record.